AUGGCCGAAACUCAGUCCCCCAAAGUUGUCAAUGUCGGUACUCGCAAGUCGCCUCUGGCGCUUGCUCAAACUCAAAUCGUCGUCGACUCUUUGAAAGAGAAAUUCCCCGAUUAUGAAUUCCCUAUUCACAGCAUGACAACCACCGGCGAUCGCGACCAGAACACAGCGCUCUACAACUUUGGUGGCAAGGGUCUGUGGACAUCCCAGCUCGAGGAGAGACUCGUCAACAAGGAACUCGACAUUGUCGUUCAUUCGCUCAAGGACAUGCCGACUGUUCUCCCCGAAGGUUGCGUCCUCGGAUGUGUUACGUCCCGCGAGGACCCGAGAGAUACACUGGUGAUCAAGAAGGAAUUGCAGGACAAGCACGGUUGGAAGACCUUGGCUGAUCUGCCGGCCGGAAGUGUUAUCGGUACAAGCAGUGUACGCCGCAUUGCGCAGCUGGUCCGACGAUACCCGACACUCAAAUUCAAGGACCACCGAGGAAACAUUCAGACUCGACUACGAAAGCUCGAGGAGGAUCCUGAUCUGACGGGUAUCAUCCUGGCAGCGGCAGGUCUUCAGCGAAUGGAUUUGGGACACCACAUUACACAAUUCCUCGAGUCGGAGAAUGGAGGUAUCCUUUACGCUGUUGGUCAGGGUGCGCUUGGAGUUGAAUGCCGAGGUGACGACACAAAGGUUCUCGAGUUCCUCAAGACAAUCCAGAACGAGCAAACAGCGUUGGCGUGCGAGGCAGAGCGAGCUCUCAUGAGAGCGCUCGAGGGUGGUUGCAGUGUUCCCAUUGGUGUCGAGACAAAGUGGAUUGACGACAAGUUACGUAUGAAGGCUACAGUUGUUUCUCUCCGAGGUGACGAGGGUGUCGACUGCGAAACGACAGAAGCGAUCAAGACACAAGAGGAGGCGGACAAGUUUGGAAGAAAGGUGGCCGAGACAUUGGUGGAACGAGGAGCGCAGAGGAUUCUGGAUGCCAUCAACGAGACUCGACAGGUGCCGGAGACAGUCAAGUAG
Fusarium coffeatum is the source of this 1005-nucleotide messenger RNA. RefSeq lists its product as uncharacterized. Gene Ontology annotation, cellular component: cytoplasm. Gene Ontology annotation, molecular function: hydroxymethylbilane synthase activity. Lineage: Eukaryota; Fungi; Ascomycota; Sordariomycetes; Hypocreales; Nectriaceae. The record is from RefSeq and is a predicted model, not a curated record. Bases 1 to 1005 code for a protein of 334 amino acids. The transcript has a single exon. Gene Ontology annotation, biological process: heme biosynthetic process.